CCGAUUCCAUAACCUCAUAAGUCUAGCAUUUGUUGUCUGUUGAUGCGCUAAUCCCCGAGGGACACGUCAAGAGUCAAGACCCCUAGAAUCGAAUUCCCUAUACCCACGAAGCAUCAAAUGACCCUGAGGAAGAUCUGAUAAAGUGUCUCAUGUGUUUGGUGGCCCCAAGUGAAGCUUAGCCUGGUGAAGAGUUAGCACAGAGUAAUUGUUGAUGUUCCGGGUGUUUUAGUUAACAAUCUAAUGUUGCGAUUACUUCUACUGAGUGCCCUGGUUCUCCAGGGGAUGUGCACCGACCCUGAGGAGGCCGAGGGAGUCAAAUAUGCCAGCAAAUGUGAAGUCUGCAAAGUAGUGGCUCACGAGCUCGAAUCGAAGCUGGAAGAGACUGGUAAGAGUCACGAUGUCCUGGAGUUGGGAUAUUCCCUGGAUGAUGUCAAGCCGAAGAAGAAGAAAGAGUACAAAAAAUCAGAAUUAAGGUUACUGGAAUCCCUGGAGCACGUCUGCGACAGAAUCCUUGACUACAACAUCCACAAGGAACGGACGGACAGCACCAGAUUCGCCAAAGGGAUGAGUCAAACGUUCCAGACCCUUCACGGUUUAGUUGAUAAGGGAGUCAAGGUGGACUUGGGAAUUCCCUACGAACUCUGGGACAAGCCCUCGGCGGAGAUUACGCACCUGAAGUCCCACUGCGAACAUUUAAUCGAGUAUCAUGACUCUGACGUUCAAGACUGGUAUUAUAGUCACCAAGGAAAAAUUCCUUUGAUCAAGUACUUGUGUGAGGAGAGAGCCCUAGUCGGUGAAGACAGUUCGUGUCUGCAGGAAAAGGGUGACACAGGAGAUUCCAAAAUUCUGGAAAAGAAACCAAAGCAGAAAAAACAGAAGAAGAAGGCGAAAACCAAGGAGACUGAUGAGAAGGACAAGACCGUGAAAGAAGAACUCUAAUACUCUUCGUGAUUCCAUAUCUAGAACUCUGAUAUUUUUGUGAUUUUAAUGACAGUUUAACCAUAAAAAGCCAUAUGUGAAUACACGCAUGAAAAAAUUAAAGAGAGACUCUAACGUUUUCUCCACAAAUAUCUAUGGAACACCAUUAGAAACUCAUAAUUCUCCAUAGAAAAUGUUAGGGUCUCCUAUUAGAUUUUUACAAUGUGUAUAAAUAGUUCCUAUAAUGACCAGAAAAUCCUUCGAACAUUCAAUGAGAUUUUAGGGGAUAAGGAAAGAUGACUCCUCGUACUGAGCGUGUGUGUGUGUUCUACUACUUUCGUACACAUUCUCUCAUCUGUAUAACUGCCAACAAAUGAAUCUGAAAUGAAGUGAGUGAAUAAAAGAUCUAAAAUAACAAA
Molecule: messenger RNA, 1337 nt
Organism: Diachasmimorpha longicaudata
Lineage: Eukaryota; Metazoa; Arthropoda; Insecta; Hymenoptera; Braconidae
Gene: CNPYb
Product: protein canopy homolog 3
Exons: 5
Coding region: 241-939 (232 amino acids)
Source: RefSeq, a predicted model, not a curated record